This is a messenger RNA of Acinonyx jubatus (cheetah), 2867 nucleotides long. RefSeq names its product collagen alpha-1(I) chain-like. Lineage: Eukaryota; Metazoa; Chordata; Mammalia; Carnivora; Felidae. The record is from RefSeq and is a predicted model, not a curated record. Bases 1 to 825 code for a protein of 274 amino acids. The transcript is spliced from 3 exons.
AUGCGCGCGCGCGGAGGACCUCUCAGAGGCGAGCGAACAGGCACCGGCGGCUCUCUGGCCGCGUCUCUCUCUCUCCCUCGCUCUUAUUGGCGCGGAGCGUGGCGGGGCUGCGCGCGCGGCUGGCGGAGGCUGCGGCGGGCCCGGUGGGUGCGCGCCCGGCGGGGGCGCGGGGGCCCGCGGAGUGGGGCGGGGCCCGGGGCGGGAGAGGACGCCGGGGCGGCCUGCGGGGGGCUGUUUGGGGGCGGGGGGGGGGACGAGAGCCAGUGGAGGCGAGGACAGGACGCCCCCCCCCCCCCGGCCGCCGGGACCGUGCGGCGCGCGGCGACGGAGAAGCGGGCGAAUGCUGCGCGGCGACCUCCCCGCCCGGCCGGGGAGCCGUGCGAGGGGCGGCAGCCUCGGCGAUCCCCGACCCGGCUGCAGGCUGCGCCCCGCGGGCCGGAAGGCUGCGCCCGCUCCUCGCCACCCUUCCCUCCCCUCCCUGAAGCCUGGCCAGACCCCUCGGGGACGCUCAGAGGCGCACCGCCGCUGUCUACCCGGGGAAGACGCGACUUUGCUGUUUUUGUCUUUUGGGGUUUUUUAAUGGUGGCUGUUAGGCUUCCCCCGCUCCCCAGCCUUCCUGUCCCCGACGCUCGGGAAAGGCGCGUUCGCCCCGGGUGCAGCACCGGGCACCGCGACCGGGCGGGCUCAACCCUGGUAGGAAAUGAAGUGGGUGUCUCCAGACCACAGCCUCCGGGCGCCGCUGGGGGAAGCCUGCGUGGUGCUCCAAAUCCACCUGCAAGCCCCGGGGCGCCAGGGUCUUUGCUGCCACCGCUCGCCCCAAAAUGAGCUCUCAAGCGUCACCUGACCGCUGGUGCCACCGUCUUUCCGGGCCAGUCUGCCUGGUUCCCAGACCUGCAGGAGAGAUGACCUUAAAGCCGGCCGCCCUCCCUCACCCCAUUCAACCCGAGAGCUGGGCUGGAAAGAGCCCGCUUCUGAUUCAGUGAAAUCGCUGGGCCACUUCACUUGCGUCUUCCCGACCCUACUUCGGAGAAGCUUCUCCAACGCAAACCCCUUCCAGGCGUCCCAUUCGCUCCACAGGAAGUCAUAUGCCAUGGAUGACAGACACUCCCUCGAUUGAUUCUGGACCUCCUUUAUGUGUUCUCAUGAGACCCCCUCUACUUUUUCAGCAGAGGACACAGGACGGCUUGGCAUUUCAUACACCUGAGAUAUUUAAUGGACACAUUUUCGCAGGCUUUGCACUAUAAAUUCCACAAGAGGAAUUUAUCUUCAGCUCUUAGCACAGUGCUAGUCACAACCAAGUACAUACCUAUUAAAUGACUGCAUGAAAGAAAAAUAGAUACAAUUCAGGAAAGCCAUUGUCUGGGCCUUGGAGAGCUGUACAACCGGGACAUGAUAGAAUAAAAAAAGAUAAAGGACUCAUUUUACCCUGUUUACAUCACUUAUGGAAAUCUCUGAUAUUUUUCAAAACUCCUACCAUACCUUCAAGGAUAAAAUACAUCAUUCCAUAGAAACCAUAUUUUGAGGCAAGUACGUUUUUGAAAAUAAUUACCAAAAAUGAAAUAGAGAAUCAUAAAGAAAGGAGAUCAAAUUAUAGCAUUUUGACAUUCUAAAUGAAUCAAUCCUUCAUCUUGGUCAAUUCUGUGAGAUAUUUUCCUCGUUUAUGCUUUGAUUGUUUUGUCUUAAUAAAAAUAUUCAACUAUGUUCUAAGUUAGUUUUAGUGUGUUCUGUACAAAGCUGGGAAUGCCUUGGGGAAAAUUUAUAUUACUGUUAAUACAGAGUAUAUGAGUAAGGAAUAAUAGACUAAUUUAAAUGAAAUUUGUAAAAUGCAAUGAUUUAUUAUGAGAUGACAAUUAUACUGCCACAGCACUUAUUAAAAAAGGAAAAAUUAAUAUGAGCCUUCUGAUUUCAGAAGGGUCCGUGAAUGUGACAGAAUAUGAAAAGUACCUGUUAAGAUCAGAAAUUUUGAGAGAGGACAGUAGAAAAAUGGGCAGUUAGGAUGAAGUUAUAAUGCAAAAGAUCCAGGUUCACAAUAAAGGGUGUGUGAACAUCUUCCCCCAGUAAGAAGACAAAGUUUAUGCUCUAAAUUUCCACUUGUAUUUAACAUCUGCAUUUUAUGAUCUGAUUUGCUUGUUUUGUUUUAUUUAUCUACUUAUUUUGAGACAGAGACAGAGAGAGAGUGCAUAUGUAAGGGCAAGCAGGAGAGGGACAGAGAGAGAACCUCAAACAGGUUCCGCUUGGUCAGUGCAUCGCUUGACUCACAGCUCCAUCCCAUGAACCAUGAGAUCAUGACCUGAGCCAAAAUCAAAAGUCAGAUCAUUAAGAGACUGAGCUGCCCAGGCGCCUCUGAUUUGUUUUGAAUGUCAUCAUUGGGAAUCAUUUGGCAUGAAACAGAAGUGAAAAUCUGAAAUUUGAAGCAUUUAUGAUAUUCUUGAUUUUACAAUUCAGGGAGUUAAUGCUAUUUUUUUUCAUGGAACACACCUAAAAAGUCCUGUAAACGUAAAUAUGAUUUACAAAUAGAUACAUUCAUGAGUUUUUAAUGUAAAUAAAGGAAUUGUAUGCUUUGAAAAGUAAUUUAGUUUUUCUUUUUGAUAGGGAGUUCCACAAAUGCAUUUGAAAUACUUUAUUUUUCAAAAUAUUAUUUAAACAUUAUUUCCCUUAUAUGUAAUGACAUAUAUUGCCUUAGUUUUUUUUUUUUUUCUUUUUUACUGUAAAGUGGAGCCCAUCUCAAAAUGUUCUCUCAUUGAUAGAAGGAUCCAUCAGGCUAACAUUAACCAUGCUGAGAGCCAGCUAAUGUCUUUUCAAAAGGUAAAAUACCUCAUAGCUUUUGGGAGAACUUUUUCAAAUAUGACUUUUAAUAUUUUGCCCUA